Molecule: messenger RNA, 1179 nt
Organism: Colletotrichum siamense
Lineage: Eukaryota; Fungi; Ascomycota; Sordariomycetes; Glomerellales; Glomerellaceae
Exons: 1
Coding region: 1-1179 (392 amino acids)
Source: RefSeq, a predicted model, not a curated record
AUGGAUGGUCUACUCGAGAAGAUCAAGGCCUUGCCUGACUUGCGCAAGCUGGAUGAUACGACCAUGCUUGAGAGGUUGACGACCGAAUGGCCACACUCACUCAAGGAGAAGAUGGUCAAUGGGGCAUUUGGCACUACGACCCGUGGUCUGGACGUCCUGCUCGUCUUCGUGAGAUACCUGGUCGUGAUACUCCCAUCUGGCCCCGACAUCGAUACGGGUUCGAAUCCCAUUUGGGAACUGGCCUGGAAAGAUCUCCAAAGCGCCGAAUACAAGGACAACGCGUCAGUCCUCAAGCAGGAGAUCAUUAACGCCGUCAGCAAGGACAACACCUCGUUCUUCUCACUUUGCGAGUCUCAAAUUAUGCGCGAGACUCUGUGGAGCCUCAAGGAACUCCUUCUCUGCGGGAACCCCGAAUACCUUGAAAACGGGUGCAAGGACUGGGAGAAGAUUGACCCACCCUACGCGGCUUUCCUCGCAGAGAUGAGCUUGGUGAGCUGGGACGGCAAGUCGGAGGGGUUGUACAUGGCCGUGAAACAGGUGUUUUGCGAGAGAUACCGCUCCGACGGUGACGCAUGUCGCCUCACUAUGCCGAAGCCCGCCCCCAUGAUCAUUCGCGUCCACCUCAAGCCGUCCGCUGGAUCCAAUCUGAAAGAAAAAGAUCUCCUUCGGUUCCAUGGCGGCGAAGGCGCCGAUUACAAACUGCUGGCUGCAGUCCGAUUAGGGACCGACGGCGCAAAGUCGGGAGAUACGAUCCAGCUGUACGCAUCCAAUGGCAUUGAUAUCUUGCCCACGCAAUUCAACGCCAGCCGCUCAAGGCGCCCCGAAAUGCUUGGGGAAGAAGGUCAUGAGUAUAUGCUGUUCUACUGUAGCUAUAGAACAGGGAUUCGCAUCAAGGACCGUUUCGCCUGCGAGAAGAACAUGUACGUGGACAUUGACGAAAAUAUGACGAAGGAGCGGUUUCACGCCAAACCUGAAAAACCUGCGAAGCCUUCCACUGAAGAGGACUCUUCGACCACGCGCCCCAGAACCCGCAUCAAGGCCAUACUGGAUGCUCUCCAAGGCAAUGCCGCCACGGGCGACACAGGCUCCGAGGCUGAAGAGGGCGGCCCUGGCGACGAGGCAGGUCCUACCGGCCCGAGUGGAUUUGGAGACCAUGAUAAAGGUUACGAUGGUCACUGA